Molecule: messenger RNA, 5215 nt
Organism: Phragmites australis (common reed)
Lineage: Eukaryota; Viridiplantae; Streptophyta; Magnoliopsida; Poales; Poaceae
Product: pentatricopeptide repeat-containing protein At3g51320-like
Exons: 7
Coding region: 225-1874 (549 amino acids)
Biological process (GO): RNA modification
Molecular function (GO): RNA binding; protein binding
Source: RefSeq, a predicted model, not a curated record
GAGGAGGAGCCGGGGGAGCGCACACGUGAGGGAGGGAGAACGUGAUGGUCGGGAGGAGAAGGAAAGAGAGCUUCCGCGGUUCACAACGUCGACUGAGAUGUGUUGAUUUCAGUCGAUUGAUUUUUAGUACGACCCUUAAAAAAUAUGAAAACAAAUAGAAUCCCACGGCGCCGCGACGCGGAACCCCUAAACCCCAUGGCGCCGCCGCCCCGUCGUCUCCUGUGAUGGCGGCCGCCGCCCCCGAAUCUGCUGCCGCCGCCCACCCCGACGACCUCUACGGCUUCCUCCGCCGCGGCCUCCGCACCCACGCCGCCGUCCUCCGCUCCCACGCCUUCCUCCUCCGCCGCGGCCUCCUCCUCGGUCACCCCGUCCCCGCCGGCCUCCUCCUCACUGCCUCCGCCUGCUCCGCCGCCUCGCCGCCCGCCCACAUCCUCCGCCUCCUCCUCCGCCACCUGCCCCCUCCCCUCCCGCUCUUCUCCCUCGAUGCCGCGCUCCGGGCCCUCGCCCCGCGCAUCCCCUUCUCCGCCCUCCUCUCCCUCUUCGCCACCCUCCUCCGCUCCCACCAUCCUCUCUUCCCCGACCGCUUCUCCUUCCCGCCUCUAUUCUCCGCCGCUGCCUCGUCCGCGUCCCCGCGGUUCCACCUCCCCUCCGCGCUCGCCCUCCACGCGCAGCUCCUCCGCCGCGGCCUCCUCUUCUCGCCGCCGCCCCACGCCGGCAACGCGCUCCUCCACUUCUACGCCGCCGCGGGCCACCUCCCAUUGGCUCGCCACCUGUUCGACGAAAUGCCGUUCAGGGACAUCGCGUCCUGCAACACCAUGAUGACGGCCUAUGCAGGCGCAGGUGGCAUUGAUACCGCACGCCAGCUGUUCGAUGGAAUGCUACUGAGAAAUGCGGUGUCUUGGAAUGUUAUUAUCAAUGGGUACGUGAAGGCUAAGCGGCCUGAGCAGGCACUGGAGGUGGUGCGGUGGAUGGCGCAUAUAGGGGUGAGGGGGACAGCGACGACAAUGGUUGGGGGUGCCACAGCGUGCGCUAGGCUGGGGAAGCUGAGGGCCGGGAGGGAGGUACAUUGUGCGUUCUUGCGCCGUUUCGAGGAUGACAACCUGUUGGUUUGGACAGCAUUGGUUGAUAUGUAUGGCAAGUGUCGGAGGGUCGAGGCAGCGAGGAAGGUGUUUGAUCGGCUUAGCAUGAGGAAUCUGGUAUGCUGGAAUGCAAUGAUCAUCGGGCAUUCCGUUUAUGGUGAACCUGAUGAAGGGAUCAGACUGUUCCAUGAGAUGAUCAGACCAGGGAAUGUGCAACCAGAUGGAGUCACUUUCAUUGGUAUUCUCUGCGCCUGUGCCCGUUUAGGUCUCUUGGACGAUGGGAAGGCAUAUUUUGAGCAGAUGACCACCAUGUACAGCCUCAAGCUGACAUUUGCGCACUAUUGGUGCAUGGCCAAUCUAUAUGGGAGUGUUGGGCUUCUGGAAGAAGCUGAGGGCCUCUUAAGAAGUGUGCCAGAUGAGUUGAAGGCACGGGCUUUGGGUGGUUUGCUUGGGUUGUGCCGGUUCCGGGGGGAGUGGGGACUUGGGGAACGGAUAGCCCUCAGGUUGAUUGAGUUGGAACCAAACAAUAAUGCUCACUAUGCGCUGCUUUGCAGUGUGUAUGCUGCUGCAGGAAGAUGGGAAAAUGCUCACAGGGUGAAGACUAUGAUGAAGGAAAGAGACGUGAGAUUCAGCCCUGGACAUCGCCUGGUGAACUUAAAUGAGAUAGCCCAUGAAUACAGGGUUAGGGAGAGGCGACUUGAGAAUCAGGAGAUAUAUGCAAUCUUGGAUGACUUGGUUUCAGGGUUGAAGUUAGGUUGCAGAGAGAAUGAACAAAGUGAAUCAGGCAUAAAGUAGUUCGGAUACACGCACGAAUCAUUUUUGGAGCUGCACAGUUUUUUGAGUGGGCAGCUUCCGGAGGUUGUAAGACAGGGUUUGAAGAAGUGCACAUCUUCGGAUGUACUAUUUGUACAAAACCACUUAAGAGUAUAUUGCAGCAGAAAUGCCUGGAGUGGUGAUUUGCACCUGUUGACAUAUGCAACCUUUGUUGUGUGGUUUGUGUGAUCUGUCAAGCAAACUCAGCAUGCAUGCCCUGUUGUUCCAUGGAAGCAAGGUCUCUGGUCUCUGCCUCUGGUAGCAAGUUUGGGGUCUGGAGGAAAAGAUGGAGGUUAGAAGAGAUAGCAUUGCAAUAUGUCAGGGAGCUAUGUGCUGGUGGAUGAAAGAAAUCACGAUCGAUCUGUGUGAGAUAAUAUGGUGGAUAGAGCUGGCUGAAGUAGGCCUGAUCCGACGGUAUUUGUCUGUCACAAAACAUUUACCUGACCUGACGAUGAAGGGGUACAUCCAUAAGAUUUGUUUUUUACUUUUUUGCCAUGGACACUCAGUCAGGCUCCUGUAGAGGUUUAGUUUUGACAUUUUUGCAGAAAUUAGCAUGGUCGAAAUAUUGUAUGCCUGAAAAAACUGAACUCCCCAUGAUGGCAUUGUGAGAGAUCCCUUAAUUGUUGUAGGGGCAAAAAAUAGAGAGAGAGAAUGAAUAAUUACUCACACUAAUUCUUUGUAUUUGUGUUAUUAUCAGUACAUUGUUGGGCAAAUGGAAUUAUUGGUUCAUAGAUUUGUUUGAAUAUGAAUUUGGGAUUAAAGGUGGCCGAUACAAAGGGAGGCUGCUGUCUACACUGAAUGAGAAUGAAGCCAGCCAGGAGAAGAGAGCCAUUGGUGACGGACUGGGUCGGCGCUGGCAGCGAGGCUAGACGAUCUCGCGCGCGCUCGGCGCCAGCCAGCCAUGAGGACGGCGGCGGCGGCGGCCUCGCCCUCCCGCGAGGAACUCGUCUACACUGCUCAGCUUUCGGAGAAGACCCACCGCUACGCAGGUACCCUCCCUCCGCCUUUCUCCAUGCUGCUUGCAGCUUGCCUGUUUCGGGCUCGAUUGGCCCCCGCGGCGGAGGCAGCGUGCAUUGCUGCUACGGUUUCCUUGCUGCUCCCUUCUCCUUGUUGCUGCAGCAGGCGUGAGUUCCCGCCUUGUUUUGCUUUGCUUUGAUUUUGGUCUGCUCCCAGGUCCGGACCCAAUUGGUUGGGUUGCAAUCUGCGCUGCGCUUGUUUGCUUGGGGUUUCGUGAGUUGCAACUCCCGCACAACUACGAUACCCGUGCAGUGCACAUGAAUUUGUGAGGCGCUUUGUUUUCUACUCCAUUGUGUUUGGUCCGCUCCCAACUCGAAUCGAAUUGGCUGCAUUGCAUGCGAUUGGCGGUUUCGCUUCGUUUCCUUUUGUUUCGUCAGGGAGGCCGCUGCUACAAGGAACGCGUGAUCUUUGAUCGAUUUCUCAUGCGGGCGAUGAGUGAGAUGGAUCGACUCUGUGUGGAUGGAUGGGUUCUUCUGCCGUUCCCUUCUCUGGAUUGCUUGUAUCAAUCACACAGACACAUUGAUUUGCUGCUGCGUUGUUCUAAUUACUGCUCUUCCUUCUAACUGGAAUUCUGUUGUGUUGCAUUUCUCGAGUUUUCUUCAUCCAGUCAUCCACCUGCAGAUUUCAUUUCCUUUCUUGGCAUCAUCAUCUCUGCUCUGCUCUGAUGGAGCCCUCCAGAUCAGAGUCAGUUGGGUUGGGCUGUUGGUUGUAUCUGUUGCGCUGCUUGAUUAGGAAGCGCGGAUUGGACUUCCUGCCUGCCUGCAUAUUAUCAGCCAGCCGUUUGUUUCUAUUGUUUACACAGAUAUGUUAGAGGCGAUGAUCAGUAUCGCAAAGCUGGACACGGAGCUCACAGAGGUGGAGAGGGGCCUCUUCUGCAUGGUCUACCACAGCGUCAUUGAUGAAAAGUUCCUGGAGUGGCAUGCCCUCUCGUCCUUUCAGCUCAAGCAGGGGAAGAAGGGUAACUGGAAGGCUGAGAAGGCAGCAACAGAGUUCCGCCUCAAGGUGGAGGCUGAGGUAGAUGCAAGCUGCUAUCAUGUGAUCAACAUCAUCGACAAGCAUCUUCUUCCAUCUUCCUCUACUGCUGCUCAGAGCUUUGGUCUUCUGCCACAAAAUGUGACCACAUUUACUUUUGUUAAUUCCUGUCCAACGUGUUAGGAGAACUCGGGGGGCAUUUGUUUGAGAUGCUUUGCCUUUUGGUUUCAGGGAGGGUAAUUGCUACAAGACUCUCUCUGAGUUGAAGGAUAUGUCUCUUGGCUUUAUGAAGGGAAUUUGCUAUGGCACUCUUAGGGGCGAAAGGAAGGAAGCAUCUGACCUAUCAUUGAAAGCAUACAAGAUUGCUUCGGACAUCGCAGAGGCAAACCUUUGUCCAACAAACCCCUUCCGGUUGGCUCUAUCCCUAGACAUUUCUGAGUUUUAUUAUGAGGUCACACGUUCAACUGAGAGGGCUUGCCGAGUUGCAGCAGAUGCUCUCAAUGAAGCUGAAUGUGUGCUCGACUCACCCGGCAGAGAAUGAAGAGGAGUGAGCAUGCUGACCAAGCAAUAUAUGGGACUUCUGAGGGAUAGGCUCGCGCACUGGAAUUCUGAAAAGUCUGAUGAUGGAGGGGCUGACAUUGGGCACAAGAAGGUGGAAGACCCUGAUGAAUCAUCCAAGGCUUACCAGGCAUGCCUUUUCUAAACCCAGCAGUUAACCCGUAGAUCAGCUGAUGACUCUGAUGGGGAGCAAGCGGUGGAGCUGGACCUGAGCGACUAGGAGGACUACCAGACGGCGCAAUACCUGUCUGGGAACAACAACAGGUCCAGAACCCAGAAAGUGUUAUGGUGGACGUUGGAUAUAUCGAAGGAGAAGAUGCCCUAAGUGAGUAGCAAUUUUACCUGAGCUGACCUGGCCUGGCCUGUGGUCCUCGAUGGCCAGCCAAUCUUGUGCAUGUAGAUGGAGGAGAGAUAUAUAUGUCCGUGGCAUGAAUGAUACGUGCAAAUGACAUGCUGAAAAGGAAUGAUAUGGUAGUUGGCUGUUGCUCGCUCGUGCUAGGCUAGCUGCUUGGGAUAUAUGGAGAAGAAUGGUUAAUUCAAGGACGAAGAUGUUUCUUGUUGGCUUGUGAGGCAUGCACCUCGCUCUAUGGUAGGCAGGCACAAGAUGCGGCGGAGGAUAGAGAUGGAGAGCCCAUGAGAUGGAGAUGGUGUUAGAUAUAUAUAUAUAUUGCUUUGUAUAAUAUCCUUAGCCUAUAAGAGGAUUUUUGCAUAUUGUUAUCUGUAUAUGUGUAUAUAUUCUGAUCCAUGGUGGAAUAUAAGUUGAGCCAAAAUUUAGU